Molecule: messenger RNA, 1160 nt
Organism: Colletotrichum scovillei
Lineage: Eukaryota; Fungi; Ascomycota; Sordariomycetes; Glomerellales; Glomerellaceae
Exons: 1
Coding region: 417-1046 (209 amino acids)
Source: RefSeq, a predicted model, not a curated record
CGCUACAUCCCAAGCUACUCCCUCUCCAUGGCACAGAAUUGGAGAGGAAGGGGAAAAUGCUCGAGUCUCAAUCGUCGGGGCCGCUGAGUCGCUGACAUCAUUUGAAACGCGACGUACUCCGUACCCCUGGCGCGGAUCACGGAGCUUGGGGCCAUGGUUUGCGCUUGUUUUUCAACUUCAUUCCAAGAUCUUGACAACGACAACCUCUUCUCUAAAAACCCCGAAUACAGCGGCACCACUUUGAUUCGCAGUCGCACGUGAAUACCCGAGCUCUAAAACGCGACAUCUUACCGGAAACAUCCUCCUGAUAGUGUUGCCAACAGCGACACUCCCACGAAGCUCCACACAAGCUCCGAAGCACAACUUCAACCUCCGCAACAUCCACCUCAACAUCUUUGCAACAGAUACAGAGCAUCAUGGCGUCCCCACCAACAACAGUAACCCUCCGCUCCCCCUCGAAAUACACAACCGCCACCUCCCCAUCAUCAUCAUCAUCAACCUUCUCCGCCCCGCCCCUCGAAUGGCUCCUCCGCACCUGGUCCGUAACCCACUCCACCCUCGCAAUGUGGCGCGACGCCCGCAACGUCCGUAUCUCCUACGCCUCCAUGGCCCCGAAACCAGACGGUACCGCCCGCAUAGAUGACCUCGUCGAGUACGAGUCCAACAAGACGCCCCACCCCUCCACGGCCGUCAAAUCCGUAAAGGGCGUCGACACCGCCUGCGCCGUCGGGGAUACCUCCGUCUGGGACUGGCGGGGGAAAGGGUGGUUGUUCUUCGUGGGCAGUCAUUGGGAGGUUCUCGGGUGGGGGGAGAGGUCGAUCGAAGGCAGCGGGGAGGUGGAGAGGUGGGCUGUUACGUGGUUUGCGCCCACGGUCUUUACCAAGGAGGGUGUUGAUAUCUACUGCGAUCGCAAGGAAGGGUUGAGUGCCGCUGGGUAUGAGGAGGUCAUGGGCGCGCUGAAGGGCUUGGAGGCCAAGGCGUUGGUUGGCAUGGUGGAGAAGGAUAUGCUGCCUGUUGAGAUUGCGCUGCCCUGGAAGGAGACGUGAGUGUCAUUUGCUUGGAUACUACGUUGCCUGGUUCAGGCAUGUCGUUGAUUUGAGAUUGUAUAAUAGUGGUAUAAUACCUAGGCUGAGCAUCUAUCCAUUUACAUACCACAUAUC